AAAGCUAACUAUUUGAUAAUGUCGACAGAUGUUUGUUAUAAAAUAUGAGAUAAACGGAAAAAGCAAAACAACCAACCGUGUUUUUAUUAUUUUUACAGUAAAUUAUUCAUGUUGAGUCAUAUUUGACAUAUUAUUAACUUUCUUUUCUUUUCUUCUGCACUUAUCGUCUGUUUUGAGGGGAAAAACCCAAUGAAUGUUGUUGUCGUUGUGGUUUUUUUCUCUUCUUCUUCUGCUUAUCUUAAUAUCAAUCGUAUAUUUAUGGUUAUUCAAAAAAUGAUUUCUUUUCUUCGAUCUCUUACUGUCUGCUAUCGAGUGAGUAAUAAAAGAAUACCCAUCUGUUAGUACUUUCCAUCAUAAUAUUAUUGAUUGUGAAAUAUGGAUAAUUUACUUCCAUGCUGUUCUAUUUUCUUUCACUUUCCUUUUUUUUUCUCUUACAAGAAAAAUAAAAACAACUAGGACCUGGUAUUUUUGCCAGUACAAAUAUUUGAUGUGACGUACAUCAUUAUCUUUUUCUUGUUCUUGUAUAUAUAGAAAAGAAAAUAUUUACGACCAUCGUUCCAUUACAACAUAGAAAAAAACAACCGUCUUGUAUCGUCAUUGAAGGUCCAAAAGCAAGUUUAGAUUUUUAGUAAUUUAUUGAUUUUUAUCGUUUUUCUUUUAAAAGAUUCUAAGUUUAUACGGGGUAAAUUAUGGUUUCAUUCAAGCUCAUCUCUCGUCUCCUUUGUUAGUAGUAGUAGCGCGGGUGUCUGGGCUUUAUUUUCGUCAACCAAUUGUUCUAAUGACAAAACUAAUUUCAUUUAGUUGAAGUAAACUGAAAUUGAUAACGAAAUUUUUAAAUAAAUGUGACAGUAAUUAUUUUAUUAUAAAACUAUUAUUUUUAUUUUAGAAAUAUUUAAGAACAAAAGAAAUGGCGGUUUCAAAUACACAAGAUUUGAUUGUCGAUGAAGCAGAGUUGAGUCAUCCAAUAACCAUCACACGUGGUAAAAUAUCUCGUACGUAUCUAGUCAUUGCAUAUCCAUCACAAAUAACAAGAAAUAUAACAAAUAGUCAUGCUGAUGGAACAACAACACCAGAUCCAAAAGCAGUCAAAAGAUGUCGAUGGUAUACUACUGGUAUAAUUCGAUUUCAUGUCAAUCCUGAAACUGGUUUCAUCUACGAAGCACGGCCGAAUUUACAUGAACUUGAAAUAACACUUGAAUGUAUAUUAGACAAAUCCCACAAACAACAAUUGGCUAAUCAUGGUGAAGAACGUUAUGGAUUAAAAUUAACAGUUGACAAUUUUGUCAUUUGUCCAUUUCAAACAUUUCUUGCACAGUUGACAAUUGACAUUGAUGGUAUUGUAAAAACGUUUUAUGGAACACUUAUGAAUAACAAAGAAUUGCAUCCAAUGCGAAUCAUUUUUAAUAUCGAAGAUUCAGAUGAAUUGUCAAAAAUCACUUCAAAACUCGCUCGUCCCCAUGAUAAUCAUAUUAUAUUGAGCUAUGAUUAUAGUCUAAGAGGAACUUCAACAGCUCAUGCUUCGUUGGAUGUUACUGCUGAAGAGGUGAGUCAAAUCAAUUUGGAAAAACAAAUAUUUGGCACAAGCAAAGCCGGAAGUAUGAUGGUAAGUCGAUCAUUUAUGGAUAAAGUUUCGGCUGGAAUUUCAAGCAAAUUGAGUGUUGUUGAGAAAAUCGGAGUUGGUGCAUCAUCAUGCGGACACGAUUUAAUUAAACAAGAAAUUAUUAAUGCCAUUUCGGAUGGUGGCUUUAAAAAGCUCAGUAUCGAUGAUAUAAAACAAUUGGAAAGCAACGAUAUGGGAGUUACCGAUGAUUUAAAAGCAAAUAUGAUUAAUUCAGUGUCUGGAAGCCAGGCAAAUAGCUCAACAUCAUAUCAACAUAGUUUAGACAAGUCUUCGUCGGCUAAUUCGUCAAACAUUUUGCAUGCUAACAGUGGAGCUAGUAAUCAAUCGGGAAGUCAAUCAUCGAACUCAUCACUAAGCCAUGGAGGGAAUGUAGAUGUUGGUUUUAAACUGUUUAGCGGCAAGGGCGGUUACAACUACGACAAUAAAAAUGCAUCUGAAUCAGCCUACGACAAUUCAAACAGUUAUGAUAAUAAAGAUCAUGCACAUAAAACUAACAAAAUGUCGCAGUUGAACGAAAAUUCCGGUAGCAAUUCAAACUCAAAUAUGGCAAGGGGGGAAAUCCACGGUCAAAUAAGACAAGUGAAAAACAUUGAUGUGGCAAUCGUUCAUCGACUGAACGUUGCUAAAGGUUUCAAAAUUUCAUUGGUUCGAUGGCAUCAUCAACUGUCAACAGCAUGUGUAAAAGGUCGAAUAACAACAAAAGACGAUACGGAAACAUUGGACGAAAUUCAAGCAAGGCAAAAAACAGAAGGACAAGCAAAUGUUAAUCGUCAAGAAUACGUGCCAACAACAACACAUAAACCAGAAAUUAAAAAAUCAACAACUUUGAAUGUUUCUGAAGAAAUAUGGGAAUUAGCAGGACAAUUAUCAUCGAAUAAAACACCAUCUGAACUUAAUUUAUCCUCAAAAAAAUUAUCGGAUAAUGAAAUUGAAGUAAUUUGUGAUAAAUUGAAAACAAAUCAAAGUUUAAAGGAACUUGAUUUGUCUUAUAAUAUUAGCGAUACAAGUGCUCUACUAUUAUCUAAUGCAUUAAAAACAAAUCGAAAUUUAGUUAGACUUAAUUUAUCUUUUAAUCAAAUUAGUGAUGAAGGUGUACGAUCGUUAAGCGAUGCAUUAAAACAAAAUCAUUGUUUAACUAUACUAAAUUUGUCUUCAAAUCAAAUUGGUGAUGAUGGUGUUCAAUUAUUAUCGAAUGCAUUAAAAGAAAAUCAUAGUUUAAUGGAACUUAAUUUGUCUUCUAACAGAAUUACUGAUGCAGGUGCUCGAUCAUUAAGUAAUGCAUUAAAAGUCAAUCGAAAUUUGACUAUACUACAUUUGUCUACUAACAUAAUUGGUGAUGAUGGUGCUCUGUCAUUAAGUGAUGCAUUGAAACAAAAUCAAAGUUUAAUUAAAUUUUAUUUGUCUUUUAAUCAAAUUGGUGAUGCAGGUGGUAGAUCAUUAACUAAAUCUAAUGAAAAACCAAACCAGAAUCGUGUUGACGAUGUUCUCCGAAACACAAUUGAUCAAUACGAUAUUUUACACACGUUACCUUUCGCGGAUUAUAUUUUGGCCCUCUCUGUUCCUGAUCAAUUACUCGCCCGCGUACUCAGCACUGGUAUUUCAAUCAAAGGGGACGGAAUGUUUCUUUCCUACACUGGGGUACGAACAUCUGAUCAGGGAAAAACAUGGCUAGUAAAUGGGGUGGACAUCUCAAUAAGUAAUCCUAAUUACAAUGUGGCUACGACAGAAUAUGCCAGAGCAAAUACAGAAUUCAACAAUGCAAACGUGCCUAUUUUACAACAGGUCAACGUAACACAAACACAAAGUUUAAUCAAUUAUUUAAAUACAAAAUAUGCACCCUGCUAA
This is a messenger RNA of Didymodactylos carnosus, 3466 nucleotides long. Lineage: Eukaryota; Metazoa; Rotifera; Eurotatoria; Philodinida; Philodinidae. The record is from the annotation of a GenBank genome assembly.